UUGCAUACGGGCUCUAUAAGUAGCGCGUAAGCUCCCAGCUUGUCCGUAGUUGUGAGUGAUCGGUUUCAGUGUCUGCUUCUGUUUUGCGCACCUGAAGGAUGCCGGAUCCGGCGAAAUCCGCUCCUGCUCCUAAGAAGGGCUCCAAGAAAGCCGUGACGAAAGUGCAGAAGAAAGACGGCAAGAAGCGCAAGCGCAGCCGCAAGGAGAGCUACUCAGUGUACGUGUACAAGGUACUCAAGCAGGUGCACCCCGACACCGGCAUCUCGUCCAAGGCCAUGGGCAUCAUGAACUCGUUCGUCAACGACAUCUUCGAGCGCAUCGCCGGCGAGGCGUCGCGCCUGGCGCACUACAACAAGCGCUCGACCAUCACGUCCCGGGAGAUCCAGACGGCCGUGCGCCUGCUGCUGCCCGGCGAGCUGGCCAAGCACGCCGUGUCCGAGGGCACCAAGGCCGUCACCAAGUACACCAGCUCCAACAUUAAGAAGUUCCUGUUCUUUUCACCUAUUGGAUCUGAAGUUUUCCCAAGAAUGCAAGGAAAUCUUAUUUUUCGAACUACAGUCUAGAGAAUGGCCAACAACUCUGUCUCUGCUCUUCCAGAAAAGGUGAGCCUCAAAGUCACAGCCAGAUUGCAUCCAUGGUGCGGUUUCACUGGGAAACAUGCCACUGCUGCUUCUAAAUAAAUCACCUUUGCAGA
This is a messenger RNA of Oryctolagus cuniculus (rabbit), 694 nucleotides long. Its product is annotated as histone H2B type 2-F. Gene Ontology annotation, cellular component: nucleosome. Gene Ontology annotation, molecular function: structural constituent of chromatin; DNA binding; protein heterodimerization activity. The record is from RefSeq and is a predicted model, not a curated record. NCBI's taxonomy places the organism in Eukaryota, Metazoa, Chordata, Mammalia, Lagomorpha, Leporidae.